AUGGCUGGAAAAUCGUCCAAGAAGAUUGCUGCAAAGAACGCAGCCAUCUUAAAGCAGUUGCACGUACUAGUCGUCGCUAUACUAUCUUUAACGUUAUUGAGGAAAUGGUUCAGUAAUGGGCUGAUUUCAACCCUAAAACCUAUUCUUUUCAAUGUGCCGAUGUUGUUAUGUUUAUAUAUUCUCGAACGUACCGGUAGACCAAAAUAUGAAGUCAGUAACGCUGCGCAUGGAAAAUAUAAACUAGUUAAUGAAGGGUUCGAUUUGGAAUCUGGUGGACUCACUGAAUACAUGAAAGAUAUCGUGUAUGUUUCCUUGUUCUGUAACCUGGGAACAGUUUUCUUCAACACGAUGAAAUGGUGGUUCUUGGUAUUAGUGUGCCCUGCGUUUAUUUUCUACAAGUUGUACUACUUGAAGCAACAGUAUUUCCCCGGUGCCUCAGCUUCAAAGGCGGAUCUCGCAGAGACAACGCCCGCUGAACCUUCCAAAUCAAAGAGACAAUUGAAGAGGGAAAAACGUGGUGAUAAAUCUCAGGUAAGAUACCGAUAG
Messenger RNA from Kluyveromyces lactis, 546 nucleotides. RefSeq names its product Snd2p (gene SND2). Gene Ontology annotation, cellular component: intracellular membrane-bounded organelle. The transcript has a single exon. NCBI's taxonomy places the organism in Eukaryota, Fungi, Ascomycota, Saccharomycetes, Saccharomycetales, Saccharomycetaceae. Gene Ontology annotation, biological process: vacuolar protein processing. Bases 1 to 546 code for a protein of 181 amino acids. The record is from RefSeq and is a predicted model, not a curated record.